AUGUUUGCAAAGUUUAAGGGGAUCCUCAGUGGCCCACAGGUGCCACAAGCUUCAGGGACCACUGGAGCGGGCUCUAACCCAGUUCCAGCAGCAACACCGGCUCCUGCUCCAGCUGCAACACCAGCUCCAGCUCCAGCCAAGGAGGAGAAACCAGCUGAUCAGAAGAAUGAGGACAAGAAGGAGGACGAACCUCAGGAGACAGAAAAGAUUAAAAUAAAAAAUACAUAUUUUCCUUUCAUUGAAUCAACCCCAGCUCCAGCUCCAGCCCCAGCCCCGGCCCAAGCCCCUGCUCCAACCCCGGCCCCAGCUCCAGCAGCAGCUCCAGCAGCAGCUCCAGCGGCCCCAGCUCAGGCUCCUGCAGAGGCUGACCCUCCUCCUCCUCCCCUUCCCAUCGUCAUCAACAAAUACUCAGAUGAGCAGCUACGGAUGAUCAUCACCCGGAUGAGAGAGAGGCUUGAGCUGUACAGGGAGAAGGCGCUGGAUAAAAAUGCCUCAUCCCCAGAGAUCAGCCCUCCUGUCACCCCUGUGCUCCGUAAAGACCACUACGCUAAAGUCAUAGAGGAAAGGAUGAGGCAGGCAGAGGAGGACCGGAUAAAGAAGGAGGAGGCCGACAAAAAGAAAAAAGAGGAGCAGGAGAAGAAGAAGCAGGAGACCGAGCAGAAGAAGAAGGAAGAGGAGGAGAAGAAGAAAGCAGAGAUGGAGGAGAAGAAGAAAGAGAAGAAAGACAUAAAGAUCCAGUUAAAAGAGGCCUACUGGUCCACGGUGGACAUAGUCCUGAAGCCGAUAGAGGACCAGAUGGACUCGGUUCUGGGUUCUACCAUGGACCCAUUCACAGACCGGCGCUACGUCGCCUGGCUCAGCCUGGUCACUCUGGCCUUCAACUAUAAUACCUGGUUCAUCACAGCCCGUCUCUGCUUCCCCUACCACACUGAGGAGGCCAUCCCGUGCUGGUUUGUUCUGGAUCUGCUGGCAGACCUAAUCUACCUCUCAGACUCAAUCAUCUUCCAGGCCCGUAAACAGUUCGUCAAAGCAGGAGACAUUGUAAAAGACCGGGCAAUGACGAAGAAGAACUACAGAGACUCAGAUAGAUUCAUGAUGGACACAGUGGCCCUCAUCCCCUUCGACCUGCUCUACCUGCAGUUUGGGUUUAAAUCCAUCUUCAGGGCCAACCGCCUGCUGAAGGUGAAUACGUUCUUUGAGUUCAGUGACCGUCUGGAGAGCAUCAUGGCCAAAGCUUACAUCUGGAGAGUAAUUCGGACCAUCGGAUAUCUUCUCUUCAUGCUGCACCUCAACGCCUGCUUCUACUACGUGGCCUCUGACUAUCAGGGCAUUGGGAAAACCAAAUGGGUCUACUCUGGUCUGGGCAGUGCGUACCUGCGCUGUUACUACUUUGCUGUCCGCAGUCUGAUCAACAUUGGGGGUCUACCUGAACCCCACACUGUCUUUGAGAUUGCCUUUCAGAUGACAAACUUUUUCACGGGUGUCUUUGUGUUCUCCAGUUUGAUUGGACAGAUGAGAGACGUCAUCGGUGCAGCCACAGCAGGUCAGACCUACUUCAGGUCCUCCAUGGACAACACUGUGUCUUACAUGGUGAAAAACCGCAUCCCCUCCAUGGUCCAGAACAGAAUCCGCACCUGGUACACCUACACCUGGGACGCUCAGGGCAUGUUGGAUGAGUCUGAGCUGCUGGAUAAGAUGCCUCUGGUGAUGAGAACCGCCAUCGCUGUGGACAUUAACCUGACAACUUUCCAGAAAAUCGAUCUGUUCAAGGGCUGUGACCAGCAGAUGUUGGUGGACAUGUUGCUGAGGCUCAAAUCCAUCAUCUAUCUACCUGGAGACUUUGUCGUUAAGAAAGGAGACAUCGGUAAGGAGAUGUACAUCAUAAAGGGCGGAGCAGUGCAGGUGGUGGGAGGACCUGACAACAGCAUUGUGUUUGUCACACUGAAAGCCGGCUGUGUGUUUGGAGAAAUCAGCCUGUUGCAGUCGUCUAAAGACGGAGGAAACAGGCGAACAGCUAACGUCAAAGCUCAUGGCUUCGCUAACCUCUUCGUCCUGGAGAAGAAAGACCUGUUUGACAUCCUGGUCCACUACCCUGAGUCUCAGAAAGUCCUGGCCAGGAAGGGCAGGAAACUGAUGAAGUCAAAGGGUCCUGCAGCAGCUAAAGCAGAGGAUGAGAAGAAAAAAGGUCUGGCUCUGUUUGGAGUCAAACCUCCAACACCCAAGCUGCUGCGAGCUUUCGGAGGAAACUUAAACAAAGCCAUGAUUGAGCGAAUGAAGGCUGCUGCUUCUGGAAAGUGA
Messenger RNA from Notolabrus celidotus (New Zealand spotty), 2298 nucleotides. RefSeq names its product cyclic nucleotide-gated cation channel beta-3 (gene cngb3.2). NCBI's taxonomy places the organism in Eukaryota, Metazoa, Chordata, Actinopteri, Labriformes, Labridae. Gene Ontology annotation, biological process: monoatomic cation transmembrane transport. The transcript is spliced from 17 exons. Bases 1 to 2298 code for a protein of 765 amino acids. Gene Ontology annotation, cellular component: intracellular cyclic nucleotide activated cation channel complex; photoreceptor outer segment; plasma membrane. Gene Ontology annotation, molecular function: protein-containing complex binding; cGMP binding; intracellularly cAMP-activated cation channel activity. The record is from RefSeq and is a predicted model, not a curated record.